GCACAGAAUCCAGUCAACAGAAGACCCGGUUCGAUCUUGUUUUUACUUUCAUGAUGCAAACACUAUCAUUACUUCUUGAAGAUGCAGCACACAGUCACGGCGAUCGAGGGAUCGUAUUCUACCCCGAUGGGGUAUGCGACAGCGAGAAGGCGACCCGGCUCACUUACGGAGAGCUCCACCGUCAGGCGUCGACCAACAGCACAAAGAUUCGGCAACGGAACGGCUAUGCGCCCGGCCAGAUAGUCCUACUGCACCUGGGCCCGAACAACCAUCUCGACACAAUCAUCUGGUUCUGGUCCCUCAUCUAUGCCAACUGCAUACCAGCCAUGUCUACCCCUUUCCCACAAGAUCAGGGUCUUCGCCUGAAGCACUUGCACCACUUGCAAACAUUAUUGCAAGAUCCAGUUUGCCUCACUAGACAGACACUGAUAGACGAGUUCCCAGCUGAUCUCACAAUUUCGCUCGAGACCAUUGAGCAAUUCCAAGAUAUCGACACCGAGUCAACGACCGAGGCCGCACUUUCGGCUCCAACAAGCGAAGCCCCAUCUGACAUCGCCAUCCUAAUGCUCACAUCCGGCAGCACGGGCCCAUGCAAAGCCGUGGGUCUAACGCACCAGCAGAUCCUCUGCUCCCUGAAGGGUAAAUGCGCUGCGUUACCGUUACGGACUAACCAAAGUGCCUUCCUCAACUGGAUCAGUCUGGACCACGUCGGAAGUUUGAUCGAGAUCCAUCUGCACGCGCUGCUCGCCGGAGUUGACCAAGUGCAUGUCUCCCCAAGCGAUGUGAUUCAGUCCCCGCUGUGGUUCUUGAAACUUCUGGAGCAACAUCACAUCGCGAGGACGUUUGCACCGAACUUCUUCCUGGCGAUGCUGGCACGCACGCCGGAUACGACCGCAGCGGGAAGCGCCAUAUUCUUCGACCUCCAGCACCUGCAGUAUAUCGUAAGCGGCGGCGAAGCGAAUGGGGUCGGUGUCUGUGGCCGGUUGACUGCGUAUCUCUCCCGCUGCGGGGCGGCGGAGAACUGCAUAGUACCGGGGUUCGGAAUGACGGAGACUUGCGCGGGGUGUAUUUACAACCUAGGGUUUCCGGGGUAUGAUCAGCGGCACGGGUACGACUUCGCGUCCCUAGGUUCGUGCAUCCCCGGGGUCGAGAUGAGGAUUGCGUCCGCCGUACCGGGGGAGGUUGGUGAUCUGGAGGUGAGGGGGCCUGUUGUCUUCGCAGGGUACUUCAACAAUCCCGAAGCGACGGCGGAGGCCUUCCAGCCCGACGGGUGGUUUCGGACGGGAGACAAGGGGUUCCUGGAUGCAAACGGGUACCUCAACCUCGCUGGGCGGACAAAUGAUCUGAUCUCCAUCAACGGGGUCAAGCAUCAUGCAUUAGCGCUUGAGGUCGGCUUGAACGAAGCGCAACUCCCCGGAGUGAUUCCGGGUGAGGUGGUGUGCUUUGCGCAUCGCGGCCCGGGGGUGGACACUGAGCAGGUAUAUGUUGUCUACGCGCACAGCUACAGCUCGCACGACACGAGGGCGCGUUAUGAGACGCUGACGGCAAUCAAUCACAAGGUCUCGUUCAUGACCAACACAAAGCCGUGCGUCCUCCCUCUACCUGCCCUCGAGCGAUCAUCGCUGGGGAAGGUAUCCCGGUCGAAGCUGCGAACCCAGAUCGCCUUGGGGGUGUAUACAAGGGAGCAAGAGCUGGACGCAGCACUUCUCCAAGCCCAUCGACGAGCCAUGUACCGUCCGCCCAGGACCGAAACGGAGAAAACCAUCAUCCGAAUCCUUCCGAACAUCAUCCCGGAUACCAACCCCGACAAUGUGGGUGCCACCGCCAACCUCUUCGAGCUGGGUCUCACCUCCCUCAUUCUCGUCCAAAUCCAACGCCAACUGCAAGAUCGACUCCCCUUAGACGAACCUCUUCCCUUGGCUACUAUCAUGGCUCAUCCCACGGUUCAGGACCUCGCUGCAGUCUGCGAAGACGCCACGCACGAAUAUAAUCCGGUAGUGACUCUGCAGCCGCACGGCACCAAGCCCCCACUCUGGCUCAUCCACCCCGCCGCCGGUGAAGCCCUCGUCUUCCUCAACCUCGCCCACCUCAUCCGCGACCGCCCAGUCUACGCCUUCCGAGCGCGCGGCUUCCAUCGCGAGGAACCCUUCUUCACGAGUCUGGACGAGUGUGUCACAACCUACCACACCGCAAUGAAGAAGCGCCAGCCCGAGGGCCCUUACGCGAUCCUCGGGUACUCGUACGGCGCGAUGGUCGCCUUCGAACUGGCCAAGACCCUCGAGGCCGAGGGCAGUGAGGUGCGGUUCCUGGCGAGUCUCAACCGGCCGCCGUAUGUGAGUGAGCGCCUGCGCCAGGUGCAGUGGCCGGAAUGUCUGGUGAAUAUUGCGUUCUUCCUUGGGAUUUUGUCGCGCGAGGCGCUGCAUCAGUGUCUGGAUGAGGUGAGAGAUGCAACGAGGGAGGAAGCUUUAGCAGUCGUGCUUCCUCAUGUUGAUCAUACUCGGAUGGUUGAGUUGGGGCUGGAUGACAGGAGUCUUUCGAGGUGGAUUGACGUGGCGUUUAGCCUACAGGAGAUAGGCCGGGAGUAUCAGCCGGGCGGGACGGUGGCGCAUAUGGAAGUUUUUCACUGCAAGCCCUUGGAUUUUCUGAAUGUGGGUAAAGAGGAGUGGUUGCGGCGGCUGGCGGCUUGGGAGGAGUUUUCAAGGGAGGAGAGCGAGUACUAUGGGGUUCCGGGAGAGCAUCAUUCGGUGUUAGGAGUAGCACAUGUUCAGCGAUUCUUUGUCAGGCUGGUCGAGGCCCUGGCUGCACGUGGGAUUUAGACAGCAGGGCAGUCCAUUUUGUGAGUGUAUUUAUUGAUGGUGGCUGUUCGUUGAAUCGAUUAUCAGGAGUGAAACCUGCCAACGUGAAGGUAAGCGAAUCCGCAGUAGGGGGGAGGAACCCGGAACCGCCAUGCAUGUUCUACACAUACAUAGACGUGGGGCAUAGAGUGAAAGCAGUGCAUCGCAGGUGGGUCUCGGAGUGGGUACGAGAGUGGGGCACGAUGCAAGGGCAUCUGCCCUAUAACCCCAUGAUUCUGUCAAACGACGAGGACGAUAUUUGCAUUGAUGACACUUAGAACUUAGACACGCUUGAAUGUUCGCAUGGCAGUCUUGAUUGGCGUCAAUAUUAGAAAUGGGUGGACUAUU
This is a messenger RNA of Aspergillus aculeatus ATCC 16872, 3182 nucleotides long. RefSeq lists its product as uncharacterized. Lineage: Eukaryota; Fungi; Ascomycota; Eurotiomycetes; Eurotiales; Aspergillaceae. The coding region runs from base 54 to 2816 and encodes 920 amino acids. Gene Ontology annotation, molecular function: CoA-ligase activity. The transcript has a single exon. Gene Ontology annotation, biological process: biosynthetic process; secondary metabolic process. The record is from RefSeq and is a predicted model, not a curated record.